Molecule: messenger RNA, 6818 nt
Organism: Mesocricetus auratus (golden hamster)
Lineage: Eukaryota; Metazoa; Chordata; Mammalia; Rodentia; Cricetidae
Gene: Nlrp5
Product: NLR family pyrin domain containing 5
Exons: 66
Coding region: 205-6693 (2162 amino acids)
Biological process (GO): regulation of inflammatory response
Cellular component (GO): nucleus; cytosol; cell cortex
Molecular function (GO): protein binding
Source: RefSeq, a predicted model, not a curated record
CCAAUGUUCGCUCUCCAGCACAGCUGCUCCGGGUCUACUAGGGAGGGCCAGUCAGAACUUGCAGCCAAUGGGCAUUAAGCACUCGCUAGCCUGAUCUGCCUCAAAGGCUGUCACCACCCGGGUGUGGAGUGGAGACAGAGGGGCUCUCUUCUUGCAGUGGUUGUCCCUUUGCAGAAAGGAGGCUCCGCGCUUGAAGAAGACUCAAUGAGUUACCCAGAAGAAGACAGAGAACCAAUCCAGAGUGACCAAGGGCCAGAUGAGGGACAGGCCCCAGAAGUCUUGCAAGCUGAGGAACAGGCAGCAGCAGAGACAUGUGAAAAAGAUGAAUCAAUGAGUACCCCAGAAGAGGAUAGAGAACCAAUCCAGAGUGACCAAGGGCCAGAGGAGGGACAAGCCCCAGAAGCCUUGCAAGGUGAGGAACAAGAGGCAGCAGCAGAGACAUGUGAAAAAGAUGGCUCAAUGAAGAAAACAGAAGAAGAAAGAGAACCAAUCCAGAGUGACCAAGGGCCAGAUGAUGGACAGGCCCCAGAAGCCUUGCAAGCUGAGGAACAAGAGGCAGUAGCAGAGACAUGUGAAAAAGAUGACUCACUGAGUAAAACAGAAGAAGACAGAGAACCAAUCCAGAGUGACCAGGGGCAAGAUGAGGGACGGGCCCCAGAAGCCUUGCAAGCUCAAGAACAAAAGUCAGCAGAGACAUGUGAAAAAGAUGGCUCAAUGAAGAAAACAGAAGAAGACAGAGAACCAAUCCAGAGUGACCAAGGGCCAGAUGAGGGACAGGCCCCAGAAGCCUUGCAAUGUGAGGAACAAGAGGCAGCAGCAGAGACAUGUGAAAAAGAUGGCUCAAUGAAGAAAACAGAAGACAGAGACCCAACCCAGAGUGGCCAAGGGCCAGAUGAGGGACAGGCCCCAGAAGCCUUGCAAGCUGAGGAACAAGAGGCAGCAGCAGAGACAUGUGAAAAAGAUGACUCAAUGAGUACCCCAGAAGAAGACAGAGAACCAAUCCAGAGUGACCAAGGGCCAGAUGAGGCUCAAGCCCCAGAACCCAUGCAAGCUGAGGAACAAGAGGCAGCAGCAGAGACAUGUGAAAAAGAUGACUCAAUGAAUACCCCAGAAGAAGACACAGAACCAAUCCAGAGUGACCAAGGGCCAAAUGAGGGACAGGCCCCAGAAGCCUUGCAAGGUGAGGAACAAGAGGCAGCAGCCGAGACAUGUGAAAAAGAUGAAUCAAUGAGUAAAACAGAAGAAGACAGAGAACCAAUCCAGAGUGACAAAGAGCCAGAGGAGGGACAGGCCCCAGAAGCCUUGCAAGCUGAGGAACAAGAGGCAGCAGCAGAGACAUGUGAAACAGAUGGCUCAAUGAAGAAAACAGAAGACAGAGACCCAACCCAGAGUGGCCAAGGGCCAGAUGAGGGACAGGCCCCAGAAGCCUUGCAAGCUCAGGAACAAGAGGCAGCAACAGAUACAUGUGCAAAAGAUGACUCAAUGACUACCCCAGAAGAAGACAGCGAACCAAUCCAGAGUGACCAAGGGCCAGAUGAGGGACAAGUCACAGAAGCCUUGCAAGCUGAGGAACAAGAGGCAGCAGCAGAGACAUGUGAAAAAGAUGACUCAAUGAGUGAAACAGAAGAAGUCCAAGAACCAAUCCAGAGUGACCAAGGGCCAGAUGAGGGACAGGCCCCAGAAGCCUUGCAAGCUCAGGAACAAGAGGCAGCAGCAGAGACAUGUGAAAAAGAUGACUCAACAGAAGGCAGCGAACCAAUCCAGAGUGACAAAGGGCCAGAUGAGGGACAAGCCACAGAAGCCUUGCAAGCUCAGGAACAAGAGGCAGCAGCAGAGACAUGUGAAAAAGAUGACUCACUGAGUAAAACAGAAGACAGAGAACCAAUCCAGAGUGACCAAGGGCCAGAUGAGGGACAGGCCUCAGAAGCCUUGCAAGCUCAGGAACAAGAGGCAGCAGCAGAGACAUGUGAAAAAGAAGAAUCAAUGAGUGACCCAGAAGAAGACAGAGGAACAAUCCAGAGUGACCAAGGGCCAGAUGAGGGACAGGCCCCAGAAGCCAUGCAAGCUGAGGAACAAGAGGCAGCAGCAGAGACAUGUGAAAAAGAUGACUCAAUGAGUACCCCAGACGAAGACACAGAACCAAUCCAGAGUGACCAAGGGCCAAAUGAAGGACAGGCCCCAGAAACCUUGCAAGCUGAGGAACAAAAGGCAGCAGCAGAGACAUGUGAAAAAGAUGAAUCAUUGAGUAAAACAGAAGAAGACAGAGAACCAAUCCAGAGUGACCAAGGGCCACAUGAGGGACAGGCCCCAGAAGCCUUGCAAGCUGAGGAACAAGAGGCAGCAGCAGAGACAUGUGAAAAAGAUGGCUCAAUGAAGAAAACAGAAGACAGAGAACCAAUCCAGAGUGACCAAGGGCCAGAUGAGGGACACGCCCCAGGAGCCUUGCAAGCUGAGGAACAAGAGGUAGCAACAGAGACAUGUGAAAGAGACUCAAUGAGUAAAACAGAAGAAGACAGAGGAACAAUCCAGAGUGACCAAGGGCCAGAGGAGGGACAAGCUCCAGAAGCCAUGCAAGCUGAGGAACAGGAGGAAGCAGCAGAGACAUGUGAAAAAGAUGACUCAAUGAGUACCCCAGAAGCAGACACAGAAUCAAUCCAGAGUGACCAAGGGCCAAAUGAGGGACAGGCCCCAGGAGCCUUGCAAGCUGAGGAACAAGAGGCAGCAGCAGAGACAUGUGAAAAAGAUGACUCAAUGAAGAAAACAGAAGAAGACCGAGAACCAAUCCAGAGUGACCAAGGGCCAGAUGAGGAACAGGCCCCAGGAGCCUUGCAAGCUGAGGAACAAGAGGCAGCAACAGAGACAUGUAAAAAAGAUGACUCAAUGAGUACCCCAGAAGAAGACAGAGAACCAAUCCAGAGUGACCAAGGGCCAGAUGAGGGACAGGCCACAGGAGCCUUGCAAGCUGAGGAACAAGAGGCAGCAGCAGAGACAUAUGAAAAAGAUGACUCAAUGAGUAAACCAGAAGACGACACAGAACCAAUCCAGAGUGACCAAGGGCCAGAUGAGGGACAGGCCACAGAUGACUCAAUGAGUACCCAAGAAGAAGACACAGAAUCAAUCCAGAGUGACCAAGGGCCAGAUGAGGGACAGGCCCCAGAAGCCUUGCAAGAUGAGGAACAAGAGGAAGCAGCAGAGACAUGUGAAAAAGAUGACUCACUGAGUAAAACAGAAGAAGACAGGGAACCAAAUCAGAGUGACCAAGGGCCAGAUGAGGGACAGGCUCCAGAAGCCUUGCAAGGUGAAGAACAAGAGGCAGCAGCAGAGACAUGUGAAAAAGAUGACUCACUGAGUAAAACAGAAGAAGACAGGGAACCAAAUCAGAGUGACCAAGGGCCAGAUGAGGGGCAGGCCCCAGAAGCCUUGCAAUCUGAGGAACAAGAGGCAGCAGCAGAGACAUGUGAAAAAGGUGACUCCAUGAGUAACACAGAAGACGACCAAGAACUAAUCCAGAGUGACAAAGGGCCAGAUGAGGGACAGGCCCCAGAAGCCUUGGAAGCUGAGGAACAAGAGGCAACAGGAGACACAUGUGAAACAGAUGAAUCAAUAAGUACCCCAGAAGAAGAUAGAGAAUCAAUCCAGAGUGACCAAGGGCCAGAGGAGGGACAGGCUCCAGGAGCCUUGCAAGCUGAGGAACAAGAGGCAGCAGCAGAGACAUGUGAAAAAGAUGAAUCAAAGAGUAAAACAGAAGAAAACCGAAAACCAAUCCAGAGUGACCAAGGGCCAGAUGAGGGACACGCCCCAGGUGACCUGCAAGUCUAUAAGGCACACAUUACAAAGAAACUCAACAAGAGUGUGAAAGUCCGUUCUGAUGACCCUGAGAUGCGAGUGUUGUCUGAGGCUUUUAAGCCUUACCAGAAAACCAUCCAGCCUCAUACUGUUGUCUUACAUGGAAAGCCAGGAGUUGGAAAGUCGGCUUUGGCCAGAAGUAUCAUCCUGGGCUGGGCACAGGAUAAACUCUGCCAAGACAUCUCCUAUGCCUUCCUCUUCUCUCCAAAAGACAUAAAAUGGACAGAGAAGAGUAGUUUGGUACAGUUGAUAUCCAGGGAGUGGCCAGGCUCCCAGGCUCCAGUGACAGAGAUCAUGUCCAAACCUGAAAGGCUCUUGUUUGUCAUGGAUGAUUUUGACAGUCUGGAAUCUGCCCUCCUACAGGAGGACAUGAGGCUCUGUGAAAACUGGGAGGAUGAACGGCCCAUAUCCAUCGUGCUGUACAGCCUCCUGAAGAAGGCCCUCCUACCCAAGUCCUUUCUCCUGAUCACCACCACAGACUCAGGCUUAGAAAAGCUCAAGUCCAUGCUGGUGUCCCCGCUCUACAUACUGGUUGAAGGGCUGUAUGCGACAAGGAGGAAGCAGGUAGUCCUCAAGAACAUCUGUGAUGACCAUCAAAGAAACCAAGUCAUCAGUUCCGUGACAGGUAAUCACUGGCUCGCUGAGCAGUGUCAGGUCCCCUCCGUGUGCUCACUGGUCUGUGAGGCCUUGAAGAUACAGGAGGAGCUGGGAAAGAGACGCACUCCAGGCUGCCAGACUCUCACCAGUCUGUACGCCACCAUGGUGUUCCACCAGCUCACCCCGAGAAAGCCUUCCCGGAGCUGCCUCAAUCAGGAAGAGCAAGGCACCCUGAUGGGUUUGUGCAGGAUGGCGGCAGAGGGAGUGUGGAGCAAGAAAUCAGUGUUCUACGAUGACGACCUGCAGACCUACGGCCUGAAGGAGUCGAAGAUCUCAGCCCUCUUUCGCAUGAACAUCCUCCAGGUUGACCGCAGCGCCAAACGGUGCUAUGUUUUCUUUCACGUCAGCCUGCAGGAUUUCUGCGCUGCCUUGCAUUAUGUUUUGGAAGGGCUGGGGAAAAGCAACCAGUACUUUUCCUUCAGUAAAACUCUGAAGAGCAUGACAGAGCUGAAGCGAACCCACUUCAACACUCACCUCGAUGGGAUGAAGCGUUUCUUAUUUGGCCUCAUGAACAAGGACACAAUGAGGACCCUGGAGGUUCUGCUUGGAUGUUCCCUGUCCCCUGAUGUAAAGAAGGUGCUCCAACAUUGGGUCUCUGUGCUAGGUCAGCAGGCCAAUGCCACCAGCCUGACGGAUGUCCUGGAUGCCUUCCACUAUCUCUUUGAGUCUCAGGAUGAAGAAUUUGUUUGCUCAUCCCUGACAAGCUUCCAAGGAGUGGGGAUUGUGGUUAACCAGAGGAUGGACUUAGCAGUAUCUUCCUAUUGUCUCCAGUGUUGUCAGAGCUUGGAGACGCUCCAGGUGGAUGUCAGAGGCGUCCUCUCGACGGAAAUGAAUAUUGAGCUGAGCCCUGUUAUUCAACAGCAGACACAUGGUAAGCCCCACAUCACAGAGUGCUGGAAGGAUUUCUGCUCUGUCCUGGGCACCCACCCCAAACUGAAGCAUCUGGACGUGGGCAGCAGCAUCCUGAACGAAUGGGCCAUGAAGAUACUGUGUGUGAAAUUGAGGAAUCCAGCCUGUAAAGUACAAAGUGUGACGUUUAAGAAUGCAGAGAUAGCGUCUGGUCUCCGGUAUCUCUGGAUGACCCUCGUUAGUAAUCAGAACUUAAGACACCUCCAUCUGGGGAACACUCUCAUGGAGGAAGAUGACAUCAAGUUAGCCUGUGAAGCGCUGAGACACCCAAAAUGCUCCCUGGAAACUCUGAGAUUAGAUUCCUGCGCGCUGACCCCAGAUUGUUACGUGAUGCUCUCCAAACUCCUUCUCUCAACCACCAGCCUAAAAUGUCUCAGCCUGGCAGGAAACAAGGUGACGGAAGAAAGCAUGAGGUGGCUCUCUGAUGCCUUGAGUAGCUCCAGGUGUGGUCUGCAAAAGCUGAUACUGGACAGCUGUGACCUCACACCUGUCAGCUGCCACGUUCUGGCCUCAGCCCUUUUCAGUAACCGGACCUUGACGCACCUGUGCCUGUCAAACAACAGCCUGAGGACUGAAGAAGUGAGACGUCUGUGUCAGUUCAUGAGACUCCCAGAAUGUGCUCUGCAGCGACUGAUACUGAACCAGUGCAACCUCACAAGAGACACCUACGGCUUCCUGGCGCUGAUACUUUCCUACAAUGGAAAGCUGACACACCUGGGCCUGACCAUGAACCCUGUGGAGGACGACGGGAUGAAGCUUCUGUGUGAUGCUAUAAAGGAGCCCACUUGUCACCUCCAAGAGCUGGAACUGGUGGGCUGCCAGCUCACGGGGGACUGCUGUGCAGAUCUGGCCUCAGUGAUCGCAACAAAACAACACUUGAAGAGCUUGGAUCUAGGUAGCAACGACCUGGGUGACAGAGGAGUCAUAGCUCUGUGCAAGGGACUGAAGGAAAGUGGAACCUCCCUGGAGAGGCUUGGGUUGGAGGCAUGCGGGUUGACUUCUGACUGCUGCGAGGAGCUGUCAUUGGCCCUCUCUUGCAACUCGCGCCUCGCCAGCCUAAACCUGUUAAGGAACAAUUUCAGUACGUCGGGCAUGUUGAAGCUGUGUUCUGCAUUCCUGCAUCCUUCCUCUAAUCUGUGGAAAAUUGGCCUGUGGAAGCAGCAGUACUAUGCCGAGGUGAGAAGGCAGCUGGAGAAAGUACAGCUCGCCAAGUCCCACGUGCUGAUUGAUGACGACUGGUAUUCCUUCAACGAAGAUGACCGUAACUGGUGGAGAAACUGAAGAUGUGAGAUGUGAGUCCCCCUCCCUCCCCGUCGGGUCCUGGCACCUCUGUACCUGUGAAAACAUUUGUCCCACCUCCAAGGUUGUAUCGGGAAUGAAAUAAACACUCAGCACGUGGAAAAGCA